AUGGAGAAGCUGCAGCCUCUCAAGAACUGCCGCUGCCAGCUGGAGCGAGCGCUGCCCCUGACCGCAGGCCACGGCCAGAAGCGGCCCAGCUAUGCCCUGCAGACCCCCCAGCCGCUGUGGGAGGAGGAUUUGGGGCCCUGGCAGAGGAAAGCCACGCCAGAGCCCAUGGCACAAAGCACACAGGACUCCUUUCAGACUCACUUGCCACUCAACCAGGAGACCCCAGCGGAGAGCAGCCCGGGCAGCCCUGAGCAGCACUGGAUGUGGCAGCCCGUGGAGAGCAGCAAGAAGGUGAAAGCCCAUCUUCCAGCCACGAGGCUGAAGUCCCACCUUCCUGGGAUGGGAAAAGGAAGCAGAGAGGGUCCCUCUCCAGGCGUUGCUGGGAGGAUCUCUGCAGUCUGGGGGGAUGCUGCUGCUGUCGCCAGCAAGCUCGUGAACUUUGCAAAGAGGAAGACAGCAGAGGAGCCCAGGAGCGUGUCAGCACCAGGAGCGAUGUGGGUGGUGGCACAGAGGCCAUCUCAGCCUCAGGCCAUGGGUUUGCCCCAACACCAGGGGGACACUUUGAUUAAACGCAACGUGCCAAACUCAGCUCAGCUUGUUCCGCAAGCAGAGGGCUCUUACGAGGCAGACCUGCAGGGAGAGUUCUUCCCAAGCUGGACAGGAGCCUCAGAGGUUGAGGUGAUGACACCUAGGGAAGGCCAGCAGGCCCCAAGGGCCUCCUCUCACAGGCAGACAUGCGAGCCCAAGACUGACAUUGUGUUCCUGAAGGUGCACAAGAGCGCCAGCAGCACUGUCAUGAACAUCCUCUUCCGCUUCGGCGAGACGCACAACCUCACCUUCGCCUUCCCCAUCGGCGGGGGGAACCAGCUCUUCUACCCACAGCCCUUCUCGGCCAGGUUCGUGCAGGGCUUCUCCCCGAGGAGCCCGCGGCGCUUCAACAUCCUCUGCCACCACAUGCGCUUCCUGCAGCCCGAGGUGCAAAAAGUGGUGCCCAGCUCAGCCAUUUACUUCUCCAUCCUGAGGAACCCCGUGCAGCUGAUGGAAUCCUCCUUCGUGUACUACAAGGGCGCGUCGGCUUUCUCCCACGCCCGCAGCCUGGAGGAGUUCCUCAGGCAGCCCUACCGCUACUACAACCCCGCCAGCAGAGACAGCCCCUACGCCAAGAACCUCAUGACCUUCGACUUCGGCUUCAACCACAACGGAGAGGCCUCUGCCAAGCGGGUGCAGCUCAUGCUGAAGGCCAUCGAGGCGUCGUUCGACCUGCUCCUCAUCUCCGAGUACUUCGACGAGUCCAUGGUGCUGCUGAAGGAGAUGCUGUGCUGGGACCUGGACAGCGUCGUCUCCUUCCCACUCAACAUCAGGGACAGCAGCACCAAGUCUCCCCUCCCGGACACCGUCGUGGAGAAGAUCAAGAACUGGAACAGGCUGGACUGGGAGAUCUACACCCACUUCAACAGGACGUUCUGGGAGCGGGUGGAGCGGGACGUGGGCAGGGAGCGCAUGCGGCGCGAGGUGACGGCGCUGCGGGAGAGGCGCGCGCAGCUGGCCAGGACCUGCCUGCAGGGCACGGGCAGCGUGGCCCCCAAGGACAUCAAGGACUCUUCCCUGCGGCCGCUGCAGCACGGCUACGCCAAGAUCUUGGGCUACAACCUCAAGCAGGGCCUGGACAAGGAGACGGAGCGCGUGUGCCGGCGGCUGGUGACCCCCGAGCUGCAGUACAGCUCCAUGCUCUACAAGAAGCAGUUUCCCCAGCAGACCAUCCCCCAGCCCGCUGCCCCUCGCCAGGGCAAGGCCCUGCGGCACCGGCUGGAGGGCACCCAAAACUGA
Colius striatus (speckled mousebird) is the source of this 1827-nucleotide messenger RNA. RefSeq names its product galactose-3-O-sulfotransferase 2. Gene Ontology annotation, molecular function: galactosylceramide sulfotransferase activity. Gene Ontology annotation, biological process: glycolipid biosynthetic process. The record is from RefSeq and is a predicted model, not a curated record. The coding region runs from base 1 to 1827 and encodes 608 amino acids. The transcript is spliced from 3 exons. Lineage: Eukaryota; Metazoa; Chordata; Aves; Coliiformes; Coliidae. Gene Ontology annotation, cellular component: membrane.